This is a messenger RNA of Phaethon lepturus (White-tailed tropicbird), 1578 nucleotides long. Its product is annotated as neural cell adhesion molecule 1-like. The record is from RefSeq and is a predicted model, not a curated record. Gene Ontology annotation, molecular function: protein binding. The coding region runs from base 1 to 1539 and encodes 512 amino acids. The transcript has 7 exons. Lineage: Eukaryota; Metazoa; Chordata; Aves; Phaethontiformes; Phaethontidae.
AUGGGGGAACCCAGCGCACCCAAACUGGAAGGACAGAUGGGAGAAGAUGGAAACUCCAUUAAAGUGAAUGUUAUCAAGCAGGAUGAUGGUGGCUCCCCAAUUAGACAUUAUCUGAUCAAAUACAAAGCUAAGCAUUCCUCAGAAUGGAAACCGGAGAUCAGACUUCCAUCUGGCAGUGACCACGUCAUGCUCAAGUCCCUGGACUGGAAUGCGGAGUAUGAGGUUUAUGUGAUAGCUGAAAACCAGCAAGGGAAGUCCAAACCAGCUCACUAUGCUUUCCGAACUUCUGCUCAGCCUACUGUCAUCCCAGCCAGCACUAGCCCUACAUCAGGCCUUGGGACUGCUGCCAUUGUAGGCAUUCUCAUUGUUAUCUUUGUGCUGCUCCUGGUGGCUGUGGAUGUUACCUGCUACUUCCUGAACAAGUGUGGCCUGCUGAUGUGCAUUGCUGUGAACUUAUGCGGCAAAUCCGGCCCAGGAGCCAAGGGCAAAGACAUGGAGGAGGGCAAAGCUGCCUUCUCGAAAGAUGAGUCCAAGGAGCCUAUUGUGGAGGUACGGACUGAAGAGGAGCGGACCCCCAACCACGAUGGGGGAAAACUCACAGAGCCCAAUGAGACCACCCCGCUGACGGAGCCAGAGCACCCCACCGAUACCGCAGCUACUGUUGAGGACAUGCUGCCUUCCGUAACUACGGGCACCACUAACUCUGACACUAUCACUGAAACCUUUGCCACUGCUCAGAACAGCCCCACCAGCGAGACUACUACACUGACCUCCAGUAUUGCCCUGCCAGCCACGGCCAUUCCUGACUCAAACUCCAUGUUGCCUGGCCAGGCUACUCCAGCCAAAGGGGCAGCCACCUCAGUCUCUUCACCACCACCCUCCUCCACCCCCAAAGUGGCCCCCCUUGUUGAUCUCAGCGAUACCCCAAGCUCUACUCCAGCUACUAAUAAUUUAUCUUCAAGUGUCCUGUCCAACCAAGGCGCAGUGCUUAGCCCCAGUGCUGUUGCUAAUGUGGCUGAGACCUCCAAAGUGGCAGCUGGUAACAAGCCAGCUGCCCCAAGCCCUGCAAACCUCACUAGCCCUUCAGCUCCAUCAGAGCCCAAGCAGGAGGUCUCAAGCACCAAGAGCCCUGAAAAGGAAGCUGUGCAGCCCAGUACAGUGAAGAGCCCAACAGAGACAACCAAGAACCCAAGCAACCUGAAGAGUGAGGCUGCUUCAGGCAGCACCACAAACCCCUCGCAGAAUGAGGACUUUAAAAUGGACGAAGGGACCUUCAAGACACCAGACAUUGAUCUUGCAAAGGAUGUUUUUGCAGCUCUUGGCACUACUACUCCUGCCAGUGUGACUAGCGGGCAAGCUCAUGAGCUUGUUUCUUCUACUGCAGACAGCUCUGUACCUGCUGCACCUGCAAAGACCGAGAAAAUCCCAGUAAAAGACAAAUCUGAAGUGCAAGCAACGGAAAUUAAAACACCUCCAGCAGAAGUCAAGACGGUCCCCAAUGAAGCCACACAAACAAAUGAAAAUGAGAGCAAAGCAUGAUCAGCAACAGAUGAAAACAAAUGACAGAACAACUCCACC